CUCAACUCAUUAGUUAGUACUUGUGAUUUGACUUUGUUGCUGGCUGCGCGAUGGUUCUUCAAAAUGUCAGUCUGGACACGAUCAAGACUACUUUUUUUCGACGAAUGUGCAAAGAGGAAGUCGUCGAAUCUCACCAGAAGGACAUUCAGCUCGAAGACCUCAGGGCGGCUCCAACAGCUGAUAAAAAAAAUGCCAGUAAAAGUUUUACGACUCGCCAAAAAGUUGGGUUGGUUAUGCUUGCCACCGUGGAGUUCUCCAGCUAUUGCUCAAUGUCCAUCAUGGCACCUUUCUAUCCGCGCGAAGCUAGGGAUAAGGGCAUGUCGGAAUCUUUAGCCGGAUUCGUAUUCAGCUUUUACGCUUUAAUCAUAUUCGUAUCAUCGCCAAUAUUCGGUAAAAUUUUGCCGAAAGUCGGUGUCAAACUUCUAUUUAUUGGAGGUAUAGUUACCUCGGGAAUAUGCAGUAUUAUAUUUGGGACUCUCCAUUACAUCGACGAUUUUUACCUCUUCGCAACGCUGUCUUUCCUGAUCAGAGGUCUCGAAGCAUUGGGAGCUGCAGCAUACGCAACUGCAGGAUACGUCCUCGUCAUUAACAUUUUCCCAAAUAAUGGUGGAACUGUACGAGGCAUACUUGAAACGUUCGUUGGUUUAGGUAUGAGCGCCGGUCCUGCCAUAGGUGGAUUUCUCUAUGCGAUUGGAGGCUUUGGGUUACCAUUUUACGUAGUUGGUACGAUAACAUUAUGCGUUGCACCGUUAAAUGUCUUCUUGUUGCCAUCAAGUAAAGAAUGUAACGUGAACAUGAAGAGCGGCUCCUUUAGGAGCAUACUUAAAAUUCCGUCUGUGAUUGUAACCUGCUUUAUUAUUGCCCUCGUCUCGACGACCUGGGGAUUCCUCGAUCCAACGUUAGAACCGCAUCUGAGACAGUAUAAUUUAAGCGCCAGUAAUAUUGGUCUCAUCUUUCUUCUUCUCUCAGGGAUGUACGGAAUAUUCAGCCCUUUUUGGGGUUGGGUUUCCGAUAAAGUUACAAAUUAUUGGUGCCUUAUGACUUUUGGUUUGUUCAUGACCAGUUUCAGCUUAGUAUUAUUGGGGCCUUCGCCAAUUUUGCCAUUCCUCAAAGAAUCGAUUUGGCUCCAUAUUAUAGCAUUAUCAGCAUUAGGUAUUUUUGUUGCUAUGGGUUUAAUGCCAACAUACCAAAGUAUUUUGGAUGGUGCUGUCCGAGAUGGAGGAUUUUCGGAUAACAUAGGGACGCACAGUCUGGUUGCUGGUCUUUGGUCAUGCAUAUACUCGUUGGGUGAGAUGUUGGGUCCGGCAAUCGGUGGAGCUCUUCUGCAGCAAUGGGGCUUUCCAACAGCAGCCACGUGUCUUGCUGGUGCGAAUUUGUUGGCGGCUAUUUGCACGUCUAUAUUCUUCUACAUGAAGAGAGUAAGGAGUAAAGUGGAAGCAGUGCCGAAGGAUUCGGACUCGGAUUUAGAAAAGACAAACAGUGCAACGACGAUACCGCUGGAAAACGGCUGCAGCAACGGUGAUAUUUACACUAUCGAGAAUAACGGAUCUGUUAAAAUGUAAUUGAUAUUAAAUUAUAUAUUUUUUAUAUUGUU
Molecule: messenger RNA, 1594 nt
Organism: Nicrophorus vespilloides
Lineage: Eukaryota; Metazoa; Arthropoda; Insecta; Coleoptera; Silphidae
Product: MFS-type transporter SLC18B1-like
Exons: 11
Coding region: 51-1562 (503 amino acids)
Biological process (GO): transmembrane transport
Molecular function (GO): transmembrane transporter activity
Source: RefSeq, a predicted model, not a curated record